AUGGAGGCGGUGGUGGAGGGGAAGGACUUUAGCUUCCCGCGCGAGGAGGAGAAGGUGCUGCAGCUGUGGGAGCGCCUCGACGCCUUUCACGAGCAGCUGCGCCGCACCGAGGGGCUGCCGGAAUACGUCUUCUACGAUGGCCCGCCCUUCGCCACUGGUAACCCUUCGCCACAGGUCCCGCCCUUCGCCACAGGUCCCGCCCUUCGCCACAGGUGCCGCCCUUUGCCACAGGUAACCUCUUCGCCACAGGUGCCCUUCGCCACAGGCCUGCCGCACUACGGGCACAUUCUGGCCGGCACGAUCAAGGACGUGGUGACGCGCUACCAGACGGCGACGGGCCACCACGUCACGCGGCGGUUCGGGUGGGACUGCCACGGGCUGCCCGUCGAAUACGAGAUCGACCAGAAGCUCAACGUUAAGAGCCGCGACGAUGUGAUGAGGAUGGGAAUCGAUGUGUACAACGAGGAGUGUCGCAGCAUCGUCAUGCGCUACUCGUCCGAGUGGCGCGACAUCAUCACGCGCGUGGGCCGUUGGAUCGACUUUGACAACGACUACAAGACGUUGGAUGCGGGGUACAUGGAGUCGUGCUGGUGGGUGUUCUCGCAGCUGUACGCCAAGGGGCUGGUGUACCGGGGCUUUAAGGUCAUGCCCUUCUCCACCGCCUGCAACACGCCGCUCUCCAACUUUGAAGCCGGCCUCAACUACAAGGACGUGUCGGACCCAGCGGUGGUGGUGACGUUCCCGCUGCACGGGGACUUGGACGGGGCAGCGCUGGUGGCGUGGACCACCACGCCCUGGACGCUCCCCUCCAACCUCGCGCUCUGCGUCAACCCCUCCUUCUCCUACUGCAAGGUGCGCAACCGUGACACAGGUGCCGUGCUCAUGCUCGCCCAGUCCCGCCUCUGCGCCCUGCCCGGCCGCAAGAAGGCCAAGGGGGAGGCAAAGGUGGAGGCAAAGGUGGAGGAGAAGGCAGCAAGGGAGGAGAAGGGAGGCAAGGCAGGUGGCGGAGACAAGGGGAAGGGCGGCAAGGGAGGGGGGAAGAAGGGCGGAGGCAGCAAGGAGCAGAGCGGGGGGGCGGCAGCAGGGGGGGGCGGGGCAGUGGAGGGGUUGGAUGAGUCGCUGUAUGAGGUCAUCGCCACCGUCACUGGCGCCGACCUCGUGGGGCUCACCUACGAGCCCAUGUUUCCGUACUACAAGGAGGCCAUGCCCUCUGCGUUCCGCGUGGUGGCGGAUGGCUUUGUGACGGACGACAGCGGCACGGGUGUGGUGCACUGCGCGCCUGCCUUUGGGGAGGACGACUACCGUGUCUGCCUCGCCUCUGGGAUUAUCGGCAAGGUGCUCUGCUCUGCUCUGCUCUGCUGUGCCGCGCCGUGCCCGUGUGGAGUGGUGUGGUUUGGUGGUAGAACAGGUGGUGCAAAGCGGAUGACUGCUGGUCUGUUCCACCCCGUGCAGCGACCUCAGCGCCACCACUCUGCCAUUGCGCGUCCAUUUAUUUGUCUGUGCCCGUAUGGGUGCAUGUGUGCGCGGGUGCAUGGGUGCAUGUGUGCGUGGGCGCAUGGGGUGCAUGUGCGCAUGGGUGCACGCCUGUACGCAUCAUACAUGUGUGCACCUCAACACACCACACCACGGCAGGGCGAGGCGAUACCGAAUCCAGUGGAUGACGAUGGGCGGUUCACGGACAAGGUGGCGGACUUCAAGGGGCAAUACGUCAAGGAUGCUGACAAGCCCAUUCUUGCCAUGCUCAAGGUCAGGCGCUCUUGCCAUGCUCAAGGAGGCGGGGAGGGUGGUGAGUGUGGGGAGCAUAAUGCACUCCUACCCCUUCUGCUGGCGCUCCGACACGCCCCUCAUCUACCGCGCCGUGCCCAGCUGGUACGCCCCGCCGCUCCCCCUCCCUCCCUCACUCUGCCCACCCGCGACACGCGCCACCCCCUUUUCCCCUCAAUGUGCCUGCCUGCUACGCGCUCCCCUCCUGCUCUCUCCCUCCCUUCACUCUCCCCAACUGUCCGCUCUCAACCCACCACCCAUUCCCCUCUCCCAUAUUCCCUCUCCCUUCUCACCCCUUCCCUCUCUCCUCUCAUCUCCCAACUGUCCCCACCUCUCCUUUCCACCCCGUGUUCUUUCUCCCAUCUUUCCCCUUUUCCCUAUUUCCUCCCUCGUUUCCCUUGUGUGCGCUCCAUCUCCUGCUGUCCCCUCUCCCUGCUCCCCCGCUUGCCACCCCUGCUCUCUCCCCUCAACAUAGCGGUUGAGCAGAAAGCCAGCGCUGCUGGAGAGCAACGUGGGCACACAGUGGGUGCCGGAGUACGUGAAGCCACCCUCCCCUCCCCCUUCCCUUGUGUGCGCUCCAUCUGCCCCCCUCCCUCUCCCCCCUCCCACUCCCCCCUCCCACUCCCCCCUCUCCCCCAUCCCUCUCCCCUUACCCUCUUCCCCCUCCCACUUCGCCCGCACCCCAUCUCCCCCAACACCCACCCCCUCUUCAGGUUCAUAGCGGUGGAGGCGAUAAAGCCGGCACUACUGGAGAGCAACGCGGGCACGCAGUGGGUGCCCGACUACGUGAAGGAGAAGCGCUUCCACAACUGGCUCGAGAACGCGCGCGACUGGGCCGUCAGCCGCUCGCGCUUCUGGGGCACGCCGCUGCCCAUCUGGGCCAGCGAGGACUUCAGCGAGAUCCGGGUGGUGGGCAGCAUUGCAGAGCUGGAGGCGCUGGGCGGUGAGCAAGUGACGGACCUGCACCGGCACAAGAUCGACCACAUCACCAUUCCCAGCAGCAAGGGGGCGGACCACCCAAGGCUCAAACGCAUUGAGGAUGUGCGUGCUGCUGCCGGGAGGGAAGGGGGAGGAAGGGGGAGCGGGGCUGUGGGUGAGGCGUGGGGUUGUGGACCCGCGGCUGGUGAGGCGUGGCGUGGCGUGUGGGAUGGUGAGGAGGCAUGGCAUGGCAUGCGGGAUAGUGAGGAGGCAUGGCGUGGCAUGCGGGAUAGUGAGGAGGCAUGGCGUGGCAUGCGGGAUAGUGAGGAGGCGUGGCGUGGCAUGCGGGAUAGUGAGGAGGCAUGGCGUGGCAUGCGGGAUAGUGAGGAGGCGUGGCAUGGCAUGCGGGAUAGUGAGGAGGCAUGGCGUGGCAUGCGGGAUAGUGAGGAGGCAUGGCAUGGCAUGCGGGAUAGUGAGGAGGCAUGGCGUGGCAUGCGGGAUAGUGAGGAGGCAUGGCAUGGCAUGCGGGAUAGUGAGGAGGCAUGGCGUGGCAUGCGGGAUAGUGAGGAGGCAUGGCAUGGCAUGCGGGAUAGUGAGGAGGCAUGGCGUGGCAUGCGGGAUAGUGAGGAGGCGUGGCGUGGCAUGCGGGAUAGUGAGGAGGCAUGGCGUGGCAUGCGGGAUAGUGAGGAGGCAUGGCAUGGCAUGCGGGAUAGUGAGGAGGCAUGGCGUGGCAUGCGGGAUAGUGAGGACGCAUGGCAUGGCAUGCGGGAUAGUGAGGAGGCAUGGCAUGGCAUGCGGGAUAGUGAGGAGGCAUGGCAUGGCAUGCGGGAUAGUGAGGAGGCAUGGCAUGGCAUGCGGGAUAGUGAGGAGGCAUGGCGUGGCAUGCGGGAUAGUGAGGAGGCAUGGCAUGGCAUGCGGGAUAGUGAGGAGGCAUGGCGUGGCAUGCGGGAUAGUGAGGAGGCAUGGCGUGGCAUGCGGGAUAGUGAGGAGGCGUGGCGUGGCAUGCGGGAUAGUGAGGAGGCAUGGCGUGGCAUGCGGGAGAGUGAGGAGGCAUGGCAUGGCAUGCGGGAUAGUGAGGAGGCAUGGCGUGGCAUGCGGGAUAGUGAGGAGGCGUGGCAUGGCAUGCGGGAUAGUCAGGAGGCAUGGUAUGGCAUGCGGGAUAGUGAGGAGGCAUGGCAUGGCAUGCGGGAUAGUGAGGAGGCAUGGCGUGGCAUGCGGGAUAGUGAGGAGGCAUGGCAUGGCAUGCGGGAUAGUGAGGAGGCAUGGCGUGGCAUGCGGGAUAGUGAGGAGGCAUGGCAUGGCAUGCGGGAUAGUGAGGAGGCAUGGCGUGGCAUGCGGGAUAGUGAGGAGGCAUGGCAUGGCAUGCGGGAUAGUGAGGAGGCAUGGCGUGGCAUGCGGGAUAGUGAGGAGGCAUGGCAUGGCAUGCGGGAUUGUGAGGAGGCAUGGCGUGGCAUGCGGGAUAGUGAGGAGGCGUGGCGUGGCAUGCGGGAUAGUGAGGAGGCAUGGCGUGGCAUGCGGGAUAGUGAGGAGGCAUGGCAUGGCAUGCGGGAUAGUGAGGAGGCAUGGCGUGGCAUGCGGGAUAGUGAGGAGGCAUGGCAUGGCAUGCGGGAUAGUGAGGAGGCAUGGCGUGGCAUGCGGGAUAGUGAGGAGGCGUGGCGUGGCAUGCGGGAUAGUGAGGAGGCAUGGCAUGGCAUGCGGGAUAGUGAGGAGGCAUGGCGUGGCAUGCGGGAUAGUGAGGAGGCAUGGCAUGGCAUGCGGGAUAGUGAGGAGGCAUGGCGUGGCAUGCGGGAUAGUGAGGAGGCAUGGCAUGGCAUGCGGGAUAGUGAGGAGGCAUGGCGUGGCAUGCGGGAUAGUGAGGAGGCGUGGCGUGGCAUGCGGGAUAGUGAGGAUGCAUGGCAUGGCAUGCGGGAUAGUGAGGAGGCAUGGCAUGGCAUGCGGGAUAGUGAGGAGGCAUGGCAUGGCAUGCGGGAUAGUGAGGAGGCAUGGCGUGGCAUGCGGGAUAGUGAGGAGGCAUGGCAUGGCAUGCGGGAUUGUGAGGAGGCAUGGCGUGGCAUGCGGGAUAGUGAGGAGGCGUGGCGUGGCAUGCGGGAUAGUGAGGAGGCAUGGCGUGGCAUGCGGGAUAGUGAGGAGGCAUGGCAUGGCAUGCGGGAUAGUGAGGAGGCAUGGCGUGGCAUGCGGGAUAGUGAGGAGGCAUGGCAUGGCAAGCGGGAUAGGCGUGGCAUGCGGGAUAGUGAGGAGGCGUGGCGUGGCAUGCGGGAUAGUGAGGAGGCAUGGCAUGGCAUGCGGGAUAGUGAGGAGGCAUGGCAUGGCAUGCGGGAUAGUGAGGAGGCAUGGCAUGGCAUGCGGGAUAGUGAGGAGGCAUGGCAUGGCAUGCGGGAUAGUGAGGAGGCAUGGCAUGGCAUGCGGGAUAGUGAGGAGGCAUGGCGUGGCAUGCGGGAUAGUGAGGAGGCAUGGCGUGGCAUGCGGGAUAGUGAGGAGGCGUGGCAUGGCAUGCGGGAUAGUGAGGAGGCAUGGCGUGGCAUGCGGGAUAGUGAGGAGGCAUGGCGUGGCAUGCGGGAUAGUGAGGAUGCAUGGCAUGGCAUGCGGGAUAGUGAGGAGGCAUGGCAUGGCAUGCGGGAUAGUGAGGAGGCAUGGCAUGGCAUGCGGGAUAGUGAGGAGGCAUGGCGUGGCAUGCGGGAUAGUGAGGAGGCAUGGCGUGGCAUGCGGGAUAGUGAGGAGGCAUGGCAUGGCAUGCGGGAUAGUGAGGAGGCAUGGCGUGGCAUGCGGGAUAGUGAGGAGGCAUGGCAUGGCAUGCGGGAUAGUGAGGAGGCAUGGCUUGGCAUGCGGGAUAGUGAGGAGGCAUGGCGUGGCAUGCGGGAUAGUGAGGAGGCGUGGCGUGGCAUGCGGGAUAGUGAGGAGGCAUGGCGUGGCAUGCGGGAUAGUGAGGAGGCAUGGCAUGGCAUGCGGGAUAGUGAGGAGGCAUGGCGUGGCAUGCGGGAUAGUGAGGAGGCGUGGCGUGGCAUGCGGGAUAGUGAGGAGGCAUGGCGUGGCAUGCGGGAUAGUGAGGAGGCGUGGCGUGGCAUGCGGGAUAGUGAGGAGGCAUGGCGUGGCAUGCGGGAUAGUGAGGAGGCAUGGCAUGGCAUGCGGGAUAGUGAGGAGGCAUGGCGUGGCAUGCGGGAUAGUGAGGAGGCGUGGCAUGGCAUGCGGGAUAGUGAGGAGGCGUGGCGUGGCAUGCGGGAUAGUGAGGAGGCAUGGCAUGGCAUGCGGGAUAGUGAGGAGGCAUGGCAUGGCAUGCGGGAUAGUGAGGAGGCAUGGCAUGGCAUGCGGGAUAGUGAGGAGGCAUGGCAUGGCAUGCGGGAUAGUGAGGAGGCAUGGCGUGGCAUGCGGGAUAGUGAGGAGGCAUGGCGUGGCAUGCGGGAUAGUGAGGAGGCGUGGCAUGGCAUGCGGGAUAGUGAGGAGGCAUGGCGUGGCAUGCGGGAUAGUGAGGAGGCAUGGCGUGGCAUGCGGGAUAGUGAGGAGGCAUGGCAUGGCAUGCGGGAUAGUGAGGAGGCAUGGCGUGGCAUGCGGGAUAGUGAGGAGGCGUGGCGUGGCAUGCGGGAUAGUGAGGAGGCGUGGCGUGGCAUGCGGGAUAGUGAGGAGGCAUGGCAUGGCAUGCGGGAUAGUGAGGAGGCAUGGCAUGGCAUGCGGGAUAAUGAGGAGGCAUGGCAUGGCAUGCGGGAUAGUGAGGAGGCAUGGCGUGGCAUGCGGGAUAGUGAGGAGGCAUGGCGUGGCAUGCGGGAUAGUGAGGAGGCAUGGCAUGGCAUGCGGGAUAGUGAGGAGGCAUGGCGUGGCAUGCGGGAUAGUGAGGAGGCGUGGCGUGGCAUGCGGGAUAGUGAGGAGGCGUGGCGUGGCAUGCGGGAUAGUGAGGAGGCAUGGCAUGGCAUGCGGGAUAGUGAGGAGGCAUGGCAUGGCAAGCGGGAUAGUGAGGAGGCAUGGCAUGGCAUGCGGGAUAGUGAGGAGGCAUGGCGUGGCAUGCGGGAUAGUGAGGGCGUGGCAUGCGGGAUAGUGAGGAGGCGUGGCGUGGCAUGCGGGAUAGUGAGGAGGCAUGGCAUGGCAUGCGGGAUAGUGAGGAGGCAUGGCAUGGCAUGCGGGAUAGUGAGGAGGCAUGGCAUGGCAUGCGGGAUACUGAGGAGGCAUGGCGUGGCAUGCGGGAUAGUGAGGAGGCAUGGCGUGGCAUGCGGGAUAGUGAGGAGGCAUGGCGUGGCAUGCGGGAUAGUGAGGAUGCAUGGCAUGGCAUGCGGGAUAGUGAGGAGGCAUGGCAUGGCAUGCGGGAUAGUGAGGAGGCAUGGCAUGGCAUGCGGGAUAGUGAGGAGGCAUGGCAUGGCAUGCGGGAUAGUGAGGAGGCAUGGCAUGGCAUGCGGGAUAGUGAGGAGGCAUGGCAUGGCAUGCGGGAUAGUGAGGAGGCAUGGCAUGGCAUGCGGGAGAGCGUGGCAUGGCAUGCGGGAUAGUGAGGAGGCAUGGCAUGGCAUGCGGGAUAGUGAGGAGGCAUGGCAUGGCAUGCGGGAUAGUGAGGAGGCAUGGCAUGGCAUGCGGGAUAGUGAGGAGGCAUGGCAUGGCAUGCGGGAUAGUGAGGAGGCAUGGCGUGGCAUGCGGGAUAGUGAGGAGGCAUGGCGUGGCAUGCGGGAUAGUGAGGAGGCAUGGCAUGGCAUGCGGGAUAGUGAGGAGGCAUGGCGCGGCAUGCGGGAUAGUGAGGAGGCGUGGCGUGGCAUGCGGGAUAGUGAGGAGGCGUGGCGUGGCAUGCGGGAUAGUGAGGAGGCAUGGCAUGGCAUGCGGGAUAGUGAGGAGGCAUGGCAUGGCAUGCGGGAUAGUGAGGAGGCAUGGCAUGGCAUGCGGGAUAGUGAGGAGGCAUGGCGUGGCAUGCGGGAUAGUGAGGAGGCAUGGCGUGGCAUGCGGGAUAGUGAGGAGGCAUGGCAUGGCAUGCGGGAUAGUGAGGAGGCAUGGCGUGGCAUGCGGGAUAGUGAGGAGGCGUGGCGUGGCAUGCGGGAUAGUGAGGAGGCGUGGCGUGGCAUGCGGGAUAGUGAGGAGGCAUGGCAUGGCAUGCGGGAUAGUGAGGAGGCAUGGCAUGGCAAGCGGGAUAGGCGUGGCAUGCGGGAUAGUGAGGAGGCGUGGCGUGGCAUGCGGGAUAGUGAGGAGGCAUGGCAUGGCAUGCGGGAUAGUGAGGAGGCAUGGCAUGGCAUGCGGGAUAGUGAGGAGGCAUGGCAUGGCAUGCGGGAUACUGAGGAGGCAUGGCGUGGCAUGCGGGAUAGUGAGGAGGCAUGGCGUGGCAUGCGGGAUAGUGAGGAGGCAUGGCGUGGCAUGCGGGAUAGUGAGGAUGCAUGGCGUGGCAUGCGGGAUAGUGAGGAUGCAUGGCAUGGCAUGCGGGAUAGUGAGGAGGCAUGGCAUGGCAUGCGGGAUAGUGAGGAGGCAUGGCAUGGCAUGCGGGAUAGUGAGGAGGCAUGGCAUGGCAUGCGGGAUAGUGAGGAGGCAUGGCAUGGCAUGCGGGAUAGUGAGGAGGCAUGGCAUGGCAUGCGGGAUAGUGAGGAGGCAUGGCAUGGCAUGCGGGAGAGUGAGGAGGCAUGGCAUGGCAUGCGGGAUAGUGAGGAGGCAUGGCGUGGCUUGCGGGAUAGUGAGGAGGCGUGGGUGGCAUGCGGGAUAGUGAGGAGGCGUGGCAUGGCAUGCGGGAUAGUGAGGAGGCAUGGCAUGGCAUGCGGGAUAGUGAGGAGGCAUGGCAUGGCAUGCGGGAUAGUGAGGAGGCAUGGCAUGGCAUGCGGGAUAGUGAGGAGGCAUGGCAUGGCAUGCGGGAUAGUGAGGAGGCAUGGCAUGGCAUGCGGGAUGGUGCAGGGCGGCGUGGCGAUUACGAGGUCUCAUCUUCUCUCCACUGACCGCAGUCUCAUCUUCUCUCAACUUUGUGCCCUCACCUCUCCCCGGCGCUCCUCGUCCCCACCUUUCCCGUCCUCCCCCCUCACUCGCAGGUUCUACACGCUGAUGGUGCUGUCCACCGCGCUCUUCAACAAGCCAGCCUUCCGCAACCUCAUCUGCAACGGGCUCGUGCUGGCGGAGGACGGCAAGAAGAUGAGCAAGCGCCUGCGCAACUACCCGCCGCCCAUGGACGUGGUGGGGUCGUACGGAGCGGACGCGCUGCGCCUCUACCUCAUCAACUCGCCCGUCGUGCGCGCCGAGCCCCUGCGCUUCAAGAAGGAAGGCGUCUUCGCCGUGGUGCGCGACGUGUUCCUCCCAUGGUACAACGCGUACCGCUUCCUCGUGCAGAACACGCUGCGCCUCACCGCCGAGGGGCUGCCGCCCUUCCAGCCAAUGACGGCGCGCCAGCUGGCGGAGAGCAGCAACGUGCUGGACGUGUGGAUCCACUCAGCCAGCCAGAGCCUGGCGGCAUUCGUGCGCGCUGAGAUGGAUGCGUACCGCCUCUACACCGUGGUGCCAUACCUGGUGCGGUUCAUCGACAGCCUGACCAACGUGUACGUGCGCUUCAACCGCAAGCGCCUCAAGGGCCGCACCUCCGACCACGACUGCCGCUUCGCGCUCUCCUCUCUCUUCCAUUCCCUCUCCUCGCUCUUCCAUGUCAGUCCCUCUCCUCUCUCUUCCAUGUCAGUCCCUCUCCUCGCUCUUCCAUGUCAGUCCCUCUCCUCUCUCUUCAAUGUCAGUCCCUCUCCUCUCUCUUCCAUGUCAGUCCCUCUCCUCUCUCUUCCAUGUCAGUCCCUCUCCUCGCUCUUCCAUGUCAGUCCCUCUCCUCUCUCUUCCAUGUCAGUCCCUCUCCUCUCUCUUCCAUGUCAGUCCCUCUCCUCGCUCUUCCAUGUCAGUCCCUCUCCUCGCUCUUCCAUGUCAGUCCCUCUCCUCGCUCUUCCAUGUCAGUCCCUCUCCUCUCUCUUCCAUGUCAGUCCCUCUCCUCUCUCUUCCAUGUCAGUCCCUCUCCUCGCUCUUCCAUGUCAGUCCCUCUCCUCGCUCUUCCAUGUCAGUCCCUCUCCUCUCUCUUCCAUGUCACUCCCUCUCCUCGCUCUUCCAUGUCAGUCCCUCUCCUCUCUCUUCCAUGUCAGUCCCUCUCCUCUCUCUUCCAUGUCAGUCCCUCUCCUCUCUCUUCCAUGUCAGUCCCUCUCCUCGCUCUUCCAUGUCAGUCCCUCUCCUCGCUCUUCCAUGUCACUCCCUCUCCUCGCUCUUCCAUGUCAGUCCCUCUCCUCUCUCUUCCAUGUCAGUCCCUCUCCUCUCUCUUCCAUGUCAGUCCCUCUCCUCGCUCUUCCAUGUCAGUCCCUCUCCUCGCUCUUCCAUGUCAGUCCCUUUCCUCGCUCUUCCAUGUCACUCCCUCUCCUCGCUCUUCCAUGUCAGUCCCUCUCCUCUCUCUUCCAUGUCAGUCCCUCUCCUCUCUCUUCCAUGUCAGUCCCUCUCCUCUCUCUUCCAUGUCAGUCCCUCUCCUCGCUCUUCCAUGUCAGUCCCUCUCCUCGCUCUUCCAUGUCACUCCCUCUCCUCGCUCUUCCAUGUCAGUCCCUCUCCUCUCUCUUCCAUGUCAGUCCCUCUCCUCUCUCUUCCAUGUCAGUCCCUCUCCUCGCUCUUCCAUGUCAGUCCCUCUCCUCGCUCUUCCAUGUCAGUCCCUUUCCUCGCUCUUCCAUGUCACUCCCUCUCCUCGCUCUUCCAUGUCAGUCCCUCUCCUCUCUCUUCCAUGUCAGUCCCUCUCCUCUCUCUUCCAUGUCAGUCCCUCUCUUGCUCUUCCAUGUCAGUCCCUCUCCUCGCUCUUCCAUGUCAGUCCCUUUCCUCGCUCUUCCAUGUCACUCCCUCUCCUCCCUCUUCAAUGUCAGUCCCUCUCCUCUCUCUUCCAUGUCAGUCCCUCUCCUCUCUCUUCCAUGUCAGUCCCUCUCCUCGCUCUUCCAUGUCACUCCCUCUCCUCCCUCUUCCAUGUCACUCCCUCUCCUCGCUCUUCCAUGUCAGUCCCUCUCCUCGCUCUUCCAUGUCAGUCCCUCUCCUCGCUCUUCCAUGUCAGUCCCUUUCCUCCCUCUUCCAUGUCAGUCCCUCUCCUCGCUCUUCCAUGUCAGUCCCUCUCCUCUCUCUUCCAUGUCAGUCCCUCUCCUCUCUCUUCCAUGUCAGUCCCUCUCCUCGCUCUUCCAUGUCAGUCCCUCUCCUCGCUCUUCCAUGUCAGUCCCUCUCCUCGCUCUUCCAUGUCAGUCCCUCUCCUCUCUCUUCCAUGUCACUCCCUCUCCUCGCUCUUCCAUGUCAGUCCCUCUCCUCGCUCUUCCAUGUCAGUCCCUCUCCUCGCUCUUCCAUGUCACUCCCUCUCCUCGCUCUUCCAUGUCACUCCCUCUCCUCGCUCUUCCAUGUCAGUCCCUCUCCUCGCUCUUCCAUGUCAGUCCCUCUCCUCUCUCUUCCAUGUCACUCCCUCUCCUCCCUCUUCCAUGUCAGUCCCUCUCCUCGCUCUUCCAUGUCAGUCCCUCUCCUCUCUCUUCCAUGUCAGUCCCUCUCCUCUCUCUUCCAUGUCACUCCCUCUCCUCGCUCUUCCAUGUCACUCCCUCUCCUCGCUCUUCCAUGUCAGUCCCUCUCCUCUCUCUUCCAUGUCAGUCCCUCUCCUCUCUCUUCCAUGUCACUCCCUCUCCCUCGCUCUUCCAUGUCAGUCCCUCUCCUCGCUCUUCCAUGUCAGUCCCUCUCCUCGCUCUUCCAUGUCAGUCCCUCUCCUCUCUCUUCCAUGUCAGUCCCUCUCCUCGCUCUUCCAUGUCAGUCCCUCUCCUCGCUCUUCCAUGUCACUCCCUCUCCUCGCUCUUCCAUGUCAGUCCCUCUCCUCUCUCUUCCAUGUCAGUCCCUCUCCUCGCUCUUCCAUGUCACUCCCUCUCCUCGCUCUUCCAUGUCACUCCCUCUCCUCGCUCUUCCAUGUCAGUCCCUCUCCUCUCUCUUCCAUGUCAGUCCCUCUCCUCUCUCUUCCAUGUCACUCCCUCUCCCUCGCUCUUCCAUGUCAGUCCCUCUCCUCGCUCUUCCAUGUCAGUCCCUCUCCUCGCUCUUCCAUGUCAGUCCCUCUCCUCUCUCUUCCAUGUCAGUCCCUCUCCUCGCUCUUCCAUGUCACUCCCUCUCCUCCCUCUUCCAUGUCAGUCCCUCUCCUCGCUCUUCCAUGUCAGUCCCUCUCCUCUCUCUUCCAUGUCAGUCCCUCUCCUCUCUCUUCCAUGUCAGUCCCUCUCCUCUCUCUUCCAUGUCAGUCCCUCUCCUCGCUCUUCCAUGUCAGUCCCUCUCCUCUCUCUUCCAUGUCAGUCCCUCUCCUCUCUCUUCCAUGUCAGUCGCUCUCCUCUCUCUUCCAUGUCAGUCCCUCUCCUCCCUCUUCCAUGUCACUCCCUCUCCUCGCUCUUCCAUGUCACUCCCUCUCCUCGCUCUUCCAUGUCACUCCCUCUCCUCCCUCUUCCAUGUCAGUCCCUCUCCUCGCUCUUCCAUGUCACUCCCUCUCCUCCCUCUUCCAUGUCAGUCCCUCUCCUCGCUCUUCCAUGUCAGUCCCUCUCCUCGCUCUUCCAUGUCAGUCCCUCUCCUCGCUCUUCCAUGUCACUCCCUCUCCUCGCUCUUCCAUGUCACUCCCUCUCCUCGCUCUUCCAUGUCACUCCCUCUCCUCCCUCUUCCAUGUCAGUCCCUCUCCUCGCUCUUCCAUGUCACUCCCUCUCCUCCCUCUUCCAUGUCAGUCCCUCUCCUCACUCUUCCAUGUCACUCCCUCUCCUCGCUCUUCCAUGUCAGUCCCUCUCCUCGCUCUUCCAUGUCAGUCCCUUUCCUCCCUCUUCCAUGUCAGUCCCUCUCCUCGCUCUUCCAUGUCAGUCCCUCUCCUCUCUCUUCCAUGUCAGUCCCUCUCCUCUCUCUUCCAUGUCAGUCCCUCUCCUCGCUCUUCCAUGUCAGUCCCUCUCCUCGCUCUUCCAUGUCAGUCCCUUUCCUCGCUCUUCCAUGUCACUCCCUCUCCUCGCUCUUCCAUGUCAGUCCCUCUCCUCGCUCUUCCAUGUCACUCCCUCUCCUCGCUCUUCCAUGUCAGUCCCUCUCCUCGCUCUUCCAUGUCAGUCCCUCUCCUCGCUCUUCCAUGUCACUCCCUCUCCUCGCUCUUCCAUGUCACUCCCUCUCCUCGCUCUUCCAUGUCAGUCCCUCUCCUCUCUCUUCCAUGUCAGUCCCUCUCCUCGCUCUUCCAUGUCAGUCCCUCUCCUCGCUCUUCCAUGUCACUCCCUCUCCUCGCUCUUCCAUGUCACUCCCUCUCCUCGCUCUUCCAUGUCAGUCCCUCUCCUCUCUCUUCCAUGUCAGUCCCUCUCCUCGCUCUUCCAUGUCAGUCCCUCUCCUCGCUCUUCCAUGUCAGUCCCUCUCCUCGCUCUUCCAUGUCAGUCCCUCUCCUCGCUCUUCCAUGUCACUCCCUCUCCUCCCUCUUCAAUGUCAGUCCCUCUCCUCUCUCUUCCAUGUCAGUCCCUCUCCUCGCUCUUCCAUGUCAGUCCCUCUCCUCUCUCUUCCAUGUCAGUCCCUCUCCUCGCUCUUCCAUGUCAGUCCCUCUCCUCGCUCUUCCAUGUCAGUCCCUCUCCUCGCUCUUCCAUGUCACUCCCUCUCCUCGCUCUUCCAUGUCACUCCCUCUCCUCGCUCUUCCAUGUCAGUCCCUCUCCUCGCUCUUCCAUGUCAGUCCCUCUCCUCGCUCUUCCAUGUCAGUCCCUCUCCUCGCUCUUCCAUGUCACUCCCUCUCCUCGCUCUUCCAUGUCACUCCCUCUCCCUCGCUCUUCCAUGUCAGUCCCUCUCCUCGCUCUUCCAUGUCAGUCCCUCUCCUCGCUCUUCCAUGUCAGUCCCUCUCCUCGCUCUUCCAUGUCAGUCCCUCUCCUCUCUCUUCCAUGUCAGUCCCUCUCCUCUCUCUUCCAUGUCAGUCCCUCUCCUCUCUCUUCCAUGUCACUCCCUCUCCUCCCUCUUCCAUGUCACUCCCUCUCCCUCGCUCUUCCAUGUCAGUCCCUCUCCUCGCUCUUCCAUGUCAGUCCCUCUCCUCGCUCUUCCAUGUCAGUCCCUCUCCUCGCUCUUCCAUGUCAGUCCCUCUCCUCGCUCUUCCAUGUCAGUCCCUCUCCUCGCUCUUCCAUGUCACUCCCUCUCCUCGCUCUUCCAUGUCACUCCCUCUCCCUCGCUCUUCCAUGUCAGUCCCUCUCCUCGCUCUUCCAUGUCAGUCCCUCUCCUCGCUCUUCCAUGUCAGUCCCUCUCCUCGCUCUUCCAUGUCAGUCCCUCUCCUCUCUCUUCCAUGUCAGUCCCUCUCCUCGCUCUUCCAUGUCACUCCCUCUCCUCGCUCUUCCAUGUCAGUCCCUCUCCUUGCUCUUCCAUGUCAGUCCCUCUCCUCGCUCUUCCAUGUCACUCCCUCUCCUCGCUCUUCCAUGUCACUCCCUCUCCUCGCUCUUCCAUGUCAGUCCCUCUCCUCGCUCUUCCAUGUCACUCCCUCUCCUCCCUCUUCCAUGUCACUCCCUCUCCUCGCUCUUCCAUGUCACUCCCUCUCCUCGCUCUUCCAUGUCAGUCCCUCUCCUCGCUCUUCCAUGUCAGUCCCUCUCCUCUCUCUUCCAUGUCAGUCCCUCUCCUCUCUCUUCCAUGUCAGUCCCUCUCCUCUCUCUUCCAUGUCAGUCCCUCUCCUCGCUCUUCCAUGUCAGUCCCUCUCCUCUCUCUUCCAUGUCAGUCCCUCUCCUCUCUCUUCCAUGUCAGUCGCUCUCCUCGCUCUUCCAUGUCAGUCCCUCUCCUCGCUCUUCCAUGUCACUCCCUCUCCUCGCUCUUCCAUGUCACUCCCUCUCCUCGCUCUUCCAUGUCAGUCCCUCUCCUCUCUCUUCCAUGUCAGUCCCUCUCCUCUCUCUUCCAUGUCAGUCGCUCUCCUCCCUCUUCCAUGUCACUCCCUCUCCUCCCUCUUCCAUGUCAGUCCCUCUCCUCGCUCUUCCAUGUCAGUCCCUCUCCUCGCUCUUCCAUGUCAGUCCCUCUCCUCGCUCUUCCAUGUCAGUCCCUCUCCUCGCUCUUCCAUGUCAGUCCCUCUCCUCGCUCUUCCAUGUCACUCCCUCUCCUCCCUCUUCCAUGUCAGUCCCUCUCCUCGCUCUUCCAUGUCAGUCCCUCUCCUCGCUCUUCCAUGUCAGUCCCUCUCCUCGCUCUUCCAUGUCAGUCCCUCUCCUCGCUCUUCCAUGUCAGUCCCUCUCCUCGCUCUUCCAUGUCAGUCGCUCUCCUCCCUCUUCCAUGUCACUCCCUCUCCUCCCUCUUCCAUGUCAGUCCCUCUCCUCGCUUUUCCAUGUCAGUCCCUCUCCUCUCUCUUCCAUGUCAGUCCCUCUCCUCCCUCUUCCAUGUCAGUCCCUCUCCUCGCUCUUCCAUGUCAGUCCCUCUCCUCGCUCUUCCAUGUCACUCCCUCUCCUCGCUCUUCCAUGUCAGUCCCUCUCCUCUCUCUUCCAUGUCAGUCCCUCUCCUCGCUCUUCCAUGUCAGUCCCUCUCCUCGCUCUUCCAUGUCAGUCCCUCUCCUCGCUCUUCCAUGUCACUCCCUCUCCUCCCUCUUCCAUGUCAGUCCCUCUCCUCGCUCUUCCAUGUCAGUCCCUCUCCUCGCUCUUCCAUGUCAGUCCCUCUCCUCGCUCUUCCAUGUCAGUCCCUCUCCUCGCUCUUCCAUGUCAGUCCCUCUCCUCGCUCUUCCAUGUCAGUCCCUCUCCUCGCUCUUCCAUGUCACUCCCUCUCCUCGCUCUUCCAUGUCAGUCCCUCUCCUCGCUCUUCCAUGUCAGUCCCUCUCCUCGCUCUUCCAUGUCAGUCCCUCUCCUCGCUCUUCCAUGUCACUCCCUCUCCUCGCUCUUCCAUGUCAGUCCCUUUCCUCGCUCUUCCAUGUCAGUCCCUCUCCUCGCUCUUCCAUGUCAGUCCCUCUCCUCGCUCUUCCAUGUCAGUCCCUCUCCUCACUCUUCCAUGUCACUCCCUCUCCUCGCUCUUCCAUGUCAGUCCCUCUCCUCGCUCUUCCAUGUCAGUCCCUCUCCUCGCUCUUCCAUGUCACUCCCUCUCCUCGCUCUUCCAUGUCACUCCCUCUCCCUCGCUCUUCCAUGUCAGUCCCUCUCCUCGCUCUUCCAUGUCACUCCCUCUCCUCGCUCUUCCAUGUCAGUCCCUUUCCUCCCUCUUCCAUGUCAGUCCCUCUCCUCACUCUUCCAUGUCACUCCCUCUCCUCGCUCUUCCAUGUCAGUCCCUCUCCUCGCUCUUCCAUGUCAGUCCCUCUCCUCGCUCUUCCAUGUCAGUCCCUCUCCUCGCUCUUCCAUGUCAGUCCCUCUCCUCGCUCUUCCAUGUCACUCCCUCUCCUCGCUCUUCCAUGUCACUCCCUCUCCCUCGCUCUUCCAUGUCAGUCCCUCUCCUCGCUCUUCCAUGUCAGUCGCUCUUCCAUGUCUUGUUGUUGAUGCCAUUACCUCCCGGGUGCUGCUGAGGGUGUGCAAGGCCAUGGCGCCCUUCACGCCAUUCUUCACCGAGGCCAUGUACCAGAACCUCCGCAACGCCUUGCCGCCACGACCCCCCGCUGCGGACGGCGAGGCGGGGAAGGCUGCAGGGCUGGGGGGGGUGGCGGAGGACGAGGAGCAUGUGGAGUGGGCGGAGGAGUCGGUGCACUUCUGCUGCUUCCCCUCCUCCGACCAGCACGUGAGCCGCGUGAUGAGCUUGCGGGGUUAG
Closterium sp. NIES-65 is the source of this 16290-nucleotide messenger RNA. NCBI's taxonomy places the organism in Eukaryota, Viridiplantae, Streptophyta, Zygnematophyceae, Desmidiales, Closteriaceae. The record is from the annotation of a GenBank genome assembly.